UGUCAUUUGGAACAUUAUCAUCCCGCAGCUGCAGUGCCCACACUGUCAUACGCGGUAUGUGGACCAGGCAGUAAACCGCGCCAUCAACAAACUGCUUCAUCAACAGGAUUAUCAACACCGCCACCUACUCCACCUGCAACUGCAUUCACAACACCGAAAAUGCCUGUUAAAGGUAUUCUCAAAAAGCCGCCCCCUCCGCCUUCAGAAGAGCAGCCCAUUGAUAAUGUAGUCCCGCCUGCUCCUGGACUAUCAACGACCCUCGAUCGUUCAUCAUCGUUGCUGUCAUCCUCGUCGUCACCAACAGCAGCACCUACAACAAAAACUCGAGCGUGGCUCAAUAAAUUACGAUCCUCCGUCAUGUCGCGAGAUUCAGCGGCGCACCAGCAACAACAAACGCGUCCUCAAGAAAGAAAGCGUACGAUCCGAUACAACAAGAUGGUGAUUGUGCACGAGACAUACACGCGUCACGAGUAUAACCGAGAGCCCGAUCCAAGUGCAUCGUGUACCUACCUGACUGCAGAAGCAGCCCAAGAGAUCAAGAAUGAGCUCAACUUUUUCAAAUUCAACGAAAUGAUCGUACACCCUACGAGUCGCAUCUACACGCAUUUCUUUGUUUGAAGAAAAUGUGUAUUAGCAAAAAUCCUAAUGACUUUCUCCUCCUCCACAUGUAAUACUAAAAUAUCUUCUUUUUCCUUACGAUAAUAAUGCUCGUCAUCCUACUUUUUUUCUUUGUUCCUUUCCUCUUCUUUUUCCUUUGUACCCCAAUGUCCAGAGCAGCAUAACAGCUAUUUCUUCUACUAUCAACACUUGUCAUACAUAUCAGCUUCCUUUCCUAUCACUACUUUAUUAAUCGUCUUCUCUUCUCCACAGUAACAGACCCUUCUUCUUCUUCUUGUUACAUAUACAGUAGCAUCAAUUCUCCUUUCCCCUAUCAAUACAUCAUCAGCUUCUUCAUCACCAUAAUCAUUAGUAUCUCUCCACACCCUCGCCUCCGUAAUAUUUAAUACCCCUCCAUUUUCAUCACUCGGUAGUUUUACAUUAAUAACACGUUUUUCUUAUAGUAACAAUAGCAAGAUGCUGUUUGAAAGCAGUAUUCGUACA
This is a messenger RNA of Zychaea mexicana, 1101 nucleotides long. RefSeq lists its product as uncharacterized. Lineage: Eukaryota; Fungi; Mucoromycota; Mucoromycetes; Mucorales; Lichtheimiaceae. The record is from RefSeq and is a predicted model, not a curated record. The transcript has a single exon. Gene Ontology annotation, molecular function: actin binding. Gene Ontology annotation, biological process: actin cytoskeleton organization. The coding region runs from base 160 to 618 and encodes 152 amino acids.